UUUUAUUUUUCUCCUCUUUCUUCACAUCUGAUCAUGAACGUUUUAUCGCCCCCAGAACUUGAUGAAUGGAUAGCUCGUUAUAAUUACUCUCGCGAUGCAUGGGCUGGCCAUCUAACUCUGGUCGACGUCCGUGAGCAGCACGAGAUUGAAAAUCAGGGGCAGAUAUACGAUUCUAUCCACAUUCCGUGGGGAUUAGCCGAGCACGAUUCGAAUGCGCUCGUCGCCCGUUUUCUUGUUCACAACAAAGAGAUUCCGUUGAUCAUCUAUUGUCGUUCGGGACGACGUAGCCGGUUGGCGGCUGCCAAGGCGAUCGAACUGGGUUUCAAAAAUGUGUAUGACCUUCAAGGGGGGAUUCUCAACUGGAUUGAAAACAACCUCCCAGUUCAGUCAGACACGCAGGCAAGCGUCGCGCUAGGUUAGACUAUCAGUAUCUUACGCAUCCGGACUGUCGGCCGCUUUUUUCAUACCACUCGCCGUUUACAGACGGCAAACGACACGACCCAUCUUCUGAUGCCAUGGAUGCCGCCCUUCUUAUAUAAAAGCAUAAACGAGGGAUAAUGUAGAACUAGUGCUUAUAAAUAAAUAAAAAAUGAAGCAGCAUAAAAGGAAUAAAGCUCU
Molecule: messenger RNA, 618 nt
Organism: Radiomyces spectabilis
Lineage: Eukaryota; Fungi; Mucoromycota; Mucoromycetes; Mucorales; Radiomycetaceae
Product: Rhodanese-like domain-containing protein
Exons: 2
Coding region: 34-420 (128 amino acids)
Molecular function (GO): thiosulfate-cyanide sulfurtransferase activity
Source: RefSeq, a predicted model, not a curated record